AUGGCCGCUGUCGAAGCCACCACGCCGAAUGGCUUCAGGACCAACGAUGCACCCACCCCAGAGCAGCCUCAGAUCGAUCUCAAUGGCGAUGCCUCGGAUGAUGCAGAUCUGUUCGGAGAUGACGACGACGAGCCGCAAGCAGACACGGACAAUAAACCUCGAACACUAGACGACAAAGAGCUGGAUUCCGGCGACGAUGAGGGCCGCGCGGACCGCGCAGACCGCGUUGCGGAUACCGUUGAGGACUAUGGCGUGGAGGAAGAGCAGCGCGAAACUGUCAUGUGCGAUGUCGACAUUGCGCGCAUCCGAAUGCCCGAGGGUGAUGAGCUCUACGCUCUCAAUAUGCCCCCUUUCCUAGGCUUGAAUCAGCGGAAUUUCCACUACCCAACCUAUGAGGCUCCUACCAAACCUCAUGAUGCCUCGUCAAUGAAGUCUACUGAUAAAUUUUCUGCCUUCUCCACCGCUGCUUCGACAAUACACUGGCGUCGCGAUCCAAAUCCCCAGAACAGCGACAUUCUGCAGUCCAACGCGCGCAUCAUUCGGUGGUCCGAUGGCAGCCUCUCGCUACAGCUUGCGUCCAAGCCAACUCAGCAAUACCGUAUCUCUACCAAUGCUCUUCGUCAGAACUAUGAUAUCAAGACGAACACCGUUCGCAAACCCCCGGUGCCCUACGAUCCCAAUCGUGAUACUCAUAACUACCUGGCGGCCCCUCACAACACCUCAGGCUUGGAUUCGCAAAUCACUCGGCCAAUAGACGCUGCCCUUCGCAUUCAACCUUCUGGCGACCUGGCUGAUGAAUCGGUGUCUAAACUCAAAGAUGCGCUCUUCCGCGCCGCAGACCUUGGAGACCCUCUGGCCACUAUGUCCAAACUCAAGCAAGACCCUGAUUAUCAGCGUGCUAUGGCGGAGAAGGCCGAGAAAGACCAACUCAAAGCCGAUCGUCGCCUCGAAAACGCGCGCCAGAGGACAGCUGCUCGCCGCGACGGCGUUCUAGGGCGUUCUGGGCUGGGCGGCAGCGGCCGGGGUGGACUCUCUGUUGCUGGGUUGGAAGAUGAUGAGGGUAUGCCAUCUGCACGGGGCUCGAAACGAAAGGGCGACAAGCGGCGGCCGAAGACUAACCGUCACGGCAUCAUCUACUCCGACAACGAGGACGAGAGUAUGCCGCGCGGUCGCACCAGAGAAGACGAGUACGACAUGGAGGAUGGCUUUCUCGCGGAUUCCGAGGAGGAACCUGAGACAUAUGAGGACGAUGAAGAGCUCCCCGAAGAAGACGAGGACGAGGAUGCCGAAGGCGAGGUGGACGAGGAGGUGGCUGCGGCACCGUCACAGUCGCGGAGGGAACGAGAGCAGACGCCGAAGCGCGCCGCGGACGACGAUGAUGAGGAGGGCGAGAUCGCCGAUGGCGACGGCGGGCGGGGCAGUCCCAGUCAGAUAAGGAAGAAGCGGAGGGUCAUUGAUGACGAGGAUGAGUAA
This is a messenger RNA of Cyphellophora europaea CBS 101466, 1473 nucleotides long. RefSeq lists its product as uncharacterized. The transcript has a single exon. Gene Ontology annotation, molecular function: RNA polymerase II C-terminal domain phosphoserine binding. Gene Ontology annotation, biological process: positive regulation of transcription elongation by RNA polymerase II; transcription elongation by RNA polymerase II. Gene Ontology annotation, cellular component: Cdc73/Paf1 complex; nucleus. Bases 1 to 1473 code for a protein of 490 amino acids. Lineage: Eukaryota; Fungi; Ascomycota; Eurotiomycetes; Chaetothyriales; Cyphellophoraceae. The record is from RefSeq and is a predicted model, not a curated record.